AAUAAUUACAGCCCAAAGUCCUGUUUGAAGCCCGCUUGUGUUUGUUUUUGCGAUACAACUUCUUAACUUCUUGUUCUUAUAACGACGAAGCGCUUCUCUUCUUGCUUUUUUUCCGCCGGCACGCGGUCGGUCAGUCAGAGUCGAGCUCGAGCCGAUGUCGCUGUAGCUGUAGCGCGGCUGCGGCUACUAGUAGUGCGCUGAAGCGGGGGACAUGAUGGGGGAGCCUCCUCCUGAAGCCGCCGGUCACAUCGAUCCUGAGACCCCUGGGCGACCCGCCGUCCUGAACCCGUUCGAGAGCCCCAAUGACUACCACCGCCUGCACGAGUCUGUGGUGGUCAGUCCCUCGGUGUUCAACAGCUCCAGAUGCUCGUCGGCCACACCAGCAAAGUUUAAGUGGACAAUAGAUGAAAUGGCAAGUUUGCUCCCUGUCGAAAUUGAUCCUGAAGACAUUCAGCGGCAGUCUCUCUAUCUGAGCCAAACCAGGACUGAUAAAGAGAUUGAGGAAAAACGGCAGCAUGCGAUUGAUCAGUUUUUCACAAAGGAUGCAAUCGUUCCUUCACCUUGGGCUGCCCCAUUCAGCAAACAGUCGGCACAGAUCCACGCUGGAGUCAGUUUAAUUUCCCCAGGAAUUUCUGAAGAGAAACACGUACAGGGAAAAAGCAAUGUUACCUGCCAAACAUUACUCACCUUACCUGUAGAUUUCAAUCUGGAAAAGAUAUUGGGAGAUUACUACAAAACAGAGGAGGUUUCAGAGCAAGUGCAGGAGACCUUAAGCUCCUCCUCCUUGCGACGAAAGCUCUUCCUGGACGGGAAUGGCAGUGGUUCAGAAUCAUCCACUCCAUCGAGCCCAGAGCGAAGCCCCAUUGAGGGUCUGCUUGAGAGAAGUGGUGCACCAGUCUCUGUAGUGUCGCCACUCCAGUGUGGAGCAGCGGUCCUAACACCUAGCUCUGGGCAGUUCUCCUCGAGUCCGAUUCAAGGCAGAGGCCGAGCAUACAGCUUGGGUAGCAUGGCCAGCCCUAUGUUCCCUGAAAAGUCCUCACCCAAUUUCAAGUCGCCCAUGUUGUCACCCAUCAUUGUCCAGUAUGUGAAAACACCCAUGUCUGGAGAAAGGAAAAAGCUGAUCUUCCAGACUCCUGAUGGAAUGGCUCUGAGCAGCUCCAACAUUGAUGUCAGCUACUGCAAAGGGAGCCCUUUUGUGGAGGGCUGCUCCCCAAUCAAGAGCUGUUCCCCAGUGCAGCGUAGAGCAUGCGGAUGGCUGCUCCCUCAUUAUAGAACGUCCCCCCUUCAGCUCUCACCUCCUAUCUUUGAGGACAAAGAGAAUGUUCACCCAAGUGACGGCCUAUCCAUAGUCGAGUCCAAAGGGUGUCCUACUCUGUUAGCCACUCCCUCAGGAAGGUGUGAAGAUGCCCUGGGGAGCAUGGGUGGCCUGUGUGAAAAGGAAAUGCCUGCCCCCAGCCUGGUGCCAAUGGAGGACAUGGGCAUCAAUAAUACAGUGAACAUGGGAGAGGUCACUGAAAGUCGAGAAGACUACGGUACCUGGGCAGGCGACGGGGUGGAGAGUAUCCCCUUACGUCUGACCAGUUCCCGAACUGGAAGCCUGCUGAAUGCAGAGAACUCUCACAUGUAUGUGUCUAUGCUAGCUGAAGGCAGCACCAUACCCUAUGACUGCAGCAUGCAGGUGGACAGUGGUUACAACACAUAUUCAGUUCCCACAAACAGCACCAUGGACGGGGUCAGCUCGGAAAGCCAGACGAAGGAGGUGCUUGGACACGCGUCUGAAGAAGCCUUUUCACACACUAAGAAUAACCAUAUUAAGACAAAGGUAUUUAAUGCACACCACUGAUAAUCAUGGAGAAGAUGGACAUGUCAUAUCCUGGUUGAUGCUUUAGAUGAAAUCACAGAUGAGUUGGAAGUACUCUCACAAGCUAACAAUGGGAACAGUAAUACUAAUUGCUUGCACAAACAGUUGAAUACAUUUUUCUAAAGUAUUAACUAGGAAAUCAUUUAAUUGUGGUCUGUUUUCCCCCCACCUUAUUCUAGGACAUUUUAAUAAACUUGAGGUUUAAUAGCAUUACGGUUAAAGUGAAUAAAGGGUCGCAGAUUGCUAGGGAGAAUUUUCUCUAUAUGUAAUGUAUUACUUGAUCAGAACAGGAUCCUCUCUUUAUUGGACCACUAUGAACAUUUAUUAUUUUAAAAUUAUUCACAGUGAUAAAUCUUAAAAUUUAUAUAUAUU
Scleropages formosus (Asian bonytongue) is the source of this 2233-nucleotide messenger RNA. RefSeq names its product bora aurora kinase A activator (gene bora). Gene Ontology annotation, cellular component: cytoplasm; nucleus. The transcript is spliced from 11 exons. Gene Ontology annotation, biological process: regulation of mitotic spindle organization; regulation of mitotic nuclear division; activation of protein kinase activity. The coding region runs from base 212 to 1843 and encodes 543 amino acids. Gene Ontology annotation, molecular function: protein kinase binding. The record is from RefSeq and is a predicted model, not a curated record. Lineage: Eukaryota; Metazoa; Chordata; Actinopteri; Osteoglossiformes; Osteoglossidae.